AUGUGUCUCGUGUUCAUCGUGGCUGCCACCGUGCUAUAUCCAGAAAAGGUGUUCUUCAUCUCCGGAAAUCACGAGACACCCAUGGGCUAUGGGUCCCUUCUUGAAGAUGACGUGCUCAACAAGUUCGACCGUCCAGCGUGGGAGGCAAUCGAGUCAUUCCUCACCUUUCUCCCGUUCGUCGGCACGAUCGACAAGCGGAUCCUAAUCAUGCACGGCGGGCUUAGCCCCUUGCUCACCAAAAAACACCUCGAGAACGGCGUGGACAUGACCGACGGAUCGGAGGAGAUUCAACGGCUGCGCACGGGGGUACUCUGGAGCGAUCCGAAGUAUACCGACCAGGAUGACCCGACCUACAAGUUUAAUGACGUGCGCGAAAUUGGACAUUUCUACAACGAGAAGGCGGUCCGGGAAAAGCGCCAAGAGCUCGGCAUCGACUACAUCAUUCGGGGACACCAGGAGAUCGAAACUGGCGUCGCUUUCUUUGGCGAAUGGUUGAUCUCGCUGUUCACGACACAAACCACAUGCUUAGACCCACAUACGCAGCCAAACACGCAGUUUCCGGCAAAGGUGGCCCACUUCGACCAGUACUUCGCUCGCGUUGACGCGCACGAAGCAUUUGGAAAGCGCCGCCGCAACGGGUCCAAGCGCAAUAAGCCCGACGAGCAGCCGAAGGAGAAGCCGACCGAAGCGAAACCGGCGGAUCCGGCGCCUCCGUUGGAUGAUCGUACCCUCAAAGCCUCUCGCAAA
Molecule: messenger RNA, 747 nt
Organism: Mesorhabditis spiculigera
Lineage: Eukaryota; Metazoa; Nematoda; Chromadorea; Rhabditida; Rhabditidae
Source: the annotation of a GenBank genome assembly